AUGGAGAAAACAAGCAACAAUAGCUUGAAGCUUGUAGGCUUUUGGGCCAGCAUAUAUGCUCAGAGAGUGAAAUGGGCACUGAAACUGAAGGGCAUAGAGUACCAAUACAUAGAAGAAGAUAUAUUCAACAAAAGCCCUCUGCUUCAUCAGCUCAAUCCUGUCUAUGGAAAAGUCCCUGUUCUCGUUCUUCAUGAUGGAAAAUCACUGCCAGAGUCCCCAAUCAUACUCGAAUAUAUCGACGAAACGUGCACCGAUCACCCGUUGUUGCCCCGCGACCCUUACGAAAGAGCCCGGGCCAGGUUUUGGGGUAGAUUUGUGGAUGAAAAGGUUGUGGAAUCAACGUGGCUUGCUCUUUGUUCAGAAGGCGAGAACCAGGAAAAAGCGGUGAAAGUAGCUAUCGAGGCCCUUGGGAAAAUGGAAGAAGAGCUAAAUGGGAAAAUCUUCUUUGGAGGGGACACGAUUGGGUUCUUGGAUUUAAUAAUGGCAUUUGUUUCGUACGUGUUGCCCGUCUGGGAGGAUAUCGCCUCCGUGAAAAUCCUCGACCCUGUGAAGUUUCCAGGAUUAACUGCGUGGAUGGGUAACUUUAUCAAUCAUCCUGUGAUUAAGGGUGAUUAUUUGCCACCCAGAGCUGCUGUAUUCGACUAUUUUCGGGGGAGACGUGAGCAGUUAAUCUCUGUUUAUGCCUCUUGUGAUGUGGAUCAGUGGAUGCAGUCUUGA
Messenger RNA from Striga hermonthica, 717 nucleotides. The record is from the annotation of a GenBank genome assembly. Lineage: Eukaryota; Viridiplantae; Streptophyta; Magnoliopsida; Lamiales; Orobanchaceae.